UCAGAGCAGAUAUGGAGGCUGAAAGAAAAACUCUUCAGCUCUUGGAAACUUUACUUCUCGAGCCUCCGUCUGAAGAGAAACUUCAUCUGAGAGGAGAUUUAUUUUUUCCACCUCAGGCUUCAGCUGUUGUUGCUCUUUCUGCCUGGUUUUAGGGAGGCUCUGGCUGUGAGUGAAAGAGGGCUGCAUUUUUGGGCAACAAAGGACAAUAAGCAGAGGAUUACAUGGUCCUGAUCUGCUGUGUGAAGACUCGUGGAUUCUGGUUUCAGCUCUGAAAGUAACGGCAGAGUUUAACUGAACAUAUGAAGAGUCUGACCUCAGUGUUCGUACGUUUGACCGUCCUUAUUAACUGCAGCCGUUCGGCUUCAGAAGUUGGAGUUCCUCGAGUGUUUUUUCUUCUCUUAUCUCUUUAUUCAUACCUUCUUCAUCUUCCUCUCCCUCUCUCCUUUGUGUCCUCUGGAGGAGGAGGAGCUCAGGACUGGUUAGUGAUGUCAUGUGCGUUAAACUUCCACCAAUAAAGCUUGAUGGAGACGACCAACAGCACGACAGAGACAGAGAGAACUGCUGAGUUGAAGAAUCUCGUCUGUUGUUCUCGGUAACGGCUCUUUGAUUUGUCGUCUCUACAUGGAACCGCUCUGAACCAAUCACAGUGCCACCGCCAGCUAGCCAUGGACUGCACGGCGGCGAUUUUGAAAGCGUGCGCCCGCACCAGAGCAAAGUGGUGUCGGCACGAGCGGUCCUCCAUCCGUCACCCGUGGAGACCGGCGAGUGGCUGCAGCUGCGGCGGACAUGUCAUGGCAGCAGGGGUCGUCAGUCACGCCUCUUCCCUCGUGCGGCGGUUGUUGUUUUACACCUGCUGUUGUGCGUCGCAUGAGGAGAGAUCUGAGCUGUGUCGGGAAUGGGUGGAUCGUCCUGGUGGAUCUCAGAGAGGAGGAAGAGGAAGGAGUGAGGAGGAAGGUGAGGAUGAGGAGUUAGGACCCCCGCCCUCAGUGGACGAGGCAGCUGACGCUCUGAUGACCAGGCUGGGCUUCCUGCUGGGGGAGAAGAUUGUCAGUGGAGAGCCGGGGUCGCCGUACCACGCCCAGGAUGAUGGACAGAGGAUCUCUCCGUCCUCCAGCCUGGCGAGCAGCAGCACCUCCCCCUGCUCCACCCUGCAGCCUCCUGCUGGAGGAGAGGGUGGCAACAACAAGCACGCCUGCUCCAACCACGCCUCCGUCACCUCCCCCACCUCCACGCUGGAGAGCAGAGACAGCGGCAUCAUAGCCACACUCACCAGCUACUCUGCCGAGUCCGCCGCAGAGCGGGACGACGGCGGCGGUAAGUGUCCCGGUGACGGUUACCAUGGCAGCAGCCUGAAUCUGUGGCAGCAGGGGGGCCGGCCGGUGGUGGCAUCCACGUCUUCUUCCUCUAUGGUGGUAGCAGGAAGUGUGAAAGAUGGCUUCCUGUACAGCACGGAGGACGUCAUGGCCGCCUCCACUUACAGCCUCAACAAACUCCACCCAGACCGAGGCCCUGGCUCCGCCCGCUCGUCAGGCUCCACCCACUCCAUUCCUCUCUACCUCAUGCCCCGGCCAAACUCAGUGGCUGCCACUAGCUCCGCCCACCUUGAAGACCUGGCCUAUCUGGAUGAGCAGCAGAGACACAUCCCGUCGAGGACGUCCCUCAGGAUGCCCAGACAGAAUUCUGGGAGUCGUAGUCAGCAGGACCACAGAGUUCGUUUCACUCCCUCUCUCAACCUGAAGCCGCUCCACUUUGAGGUUUCCGGUCUCUCGUCUGAUUGGCUGUUCACUGGCAGGGAGUGGCUUUUCCAGGAAGUGGACGCCUGUCUUCGCAGCAGCGACCCAGCGACCAGUCGGGGCGUGGUGAUCGUCGGCAACAUGGGCUUCGGCAAAACGGCCAUCAUCGCCCGUCUGGUGGCUCUCAGUUGUCAUGGAAACCGCUUGUGGCCCACCGCCGAAAGCAGCCAGAUGAUGCCCAAACCGGCCUUCACCCCAGAUGCAGAGGCUGUUUCUUUCUCCCACGACUCCCUGGGAAGAGGAGGAGGAGGAGAUGAAGGAGGAGGAAGCUGUCCAGGGACUCCAGAGAUGAGGAGGAGGCAGGAGGCAGCGCUGAGGAGGCUCUCAGGACAGGUCGUCUCGUAUCACUUCUGUCAGGCUGAUAACUGUCACACCUGUCUGGUUCCCGAGUUCGUCCACAACAUGGCGGCGAUGCUGAGUGAUGCCCCUCAGCUGUCGGUCUAUAGAGAGCUCCUGCACCGGUCGCCACAGCUGCAGAGCACGCUCAGUCUGCGCUCCUGCAUCCAGGAUCCAAGCUCCGCCCUCCAGAAAGGAAUACUAGAACCACUGGACGCUCUCUACAGAGAGAGGAAGUUACACGUAGAGGGGGCGGGGCUUAUCGUGCUGAUCGAUGGACUGAAUGAGGCAGAGUUCCACCGGCCAGACUACGGUGACACACUAACUUCCUUCCUGACCCAAAAUAUCCAGAAAUUUCCUUCCUGGUUGAAAGUCAUCACCACUGUGAGGACCGGACAGCAGGACGUCACGCGCUCUCUGCCGUUUCACUGCAUCUCUCUGGACAGGAUGGAGGAGAACAGCGCCAUAGACCAGGACCUGCAGGGUUACCUGAUGCAGCGUAUCCACAGCAGCGCAGAGAUCCAGAGCAACGUGUCGCUGAGCAACGGUCGCCUCGACAACGCGGCGCUGGCCAAGCUGAUCAGCCACCUUAAGAGCCUGAGCCGGGGCUCGUACCUGUACCUGAAACUGACCCUGGAUCUGAUCGAGGGAGGAUACCUGGUCCUGAAGAGCUCCAGCUUCAAGGUGGUCCCUGUGAGUCUAGCUGAAGUCUACCUGCUGCAGCUCAACAUGCGGUUUCCCACCCAGUCAUCUUUCCAGAGAGUUCUGCCACUUCUCAACGUGACUGUGGCGUCACUGCACCCACUGACCGACCAGCAGCUGUUUGAGGUGGUAAACGCCGGCGCUCUGAGCGGAGGGACACUGCACUGGGGAGAGUUUGUGCACCGGGUGGAGCAGCUCUCGCCUUUCCUGCUGCGACGGAGCGACGGCAGCAGGAUGCUGAACCACGCCUCUUUCAGGGAGUGGCUGAUGUGGAGAGAGGAGGGUCAGGACGACAGGUUCCUCUGCGACCCCAGGAGCGGUCACACUCUGCUGGCGUUCUGGCUCUGCAGACAGGACGGAAAGUUGAACCGACAGCAAACACUGGAGCUGGGACAUCACAUCCUGAAGGCUCACAUCUACAAGGGUCUGAGUAAGAAGCUCGGGGUCUCCUCGUCAGUCCUGCAGGGGCUGUGGUUGUCCUACAGCACAGAGAGUCUGAGUCCUGCUCUGUCGUCGCUGAGGAACCUGUACACCCCCAACAUCAAGGUGAGCAGGCUGCUGAUUAUGGGCGGGGCUGAUGUGGAUGUGCGGAGUGACGUCCUGAACAACGCCCCCCUGCUGUGCGUCCACGCUCACCUGGGACACAGAGACGCUGUGGCGCUGCUGCUCGACCUCGGAGCUCAGGUGGACGCUCAGUCACAUGAUGGUCUGACUGCGCUGGGAUUCGCUGCUGCAGCCGGACAUCUGGACAUCGUCACCAUGUUGAGUCAGCACAGAGCAAAGGUGGGACACGUGGACAGCUCAGGUCGCUGUGUGUUGGUGCACGCCGCUCAGUGCGGUCACCUCGACGUGCUGAGCUUCCUGCUGAAGCGUGCGGACUGGAGCUGCACUUCCUGCUGCGGCCAGAGGGAGGCGAGCAGGCGUCAGGCGCUGCAGCAGGCGCUGACCGCAGCCGCCAGCAUGGGCCAAUCAGAGCUGUUGUCGUACCUCCUGGAUCUCCCAGAGGAAGACGAGGAAGAGGAGGAGAGACCUGAGAUCAACACAGCUGACAGUCUGUGGGGGGAGACAGCUCUGACAGCAGCAGCAGGAAGUGGCUGCCUGUCUGUCUGCAGACUGUUGUUGGAUCAGGGAGCGGCUGUAGAACAAGGCAACAGGCGCGGCGUCACUCCACUCGUCAGCGCUGUGAGACGAGGACACUGGCAGGUGGUGGAGCUCUUACUGAGUCACGGGGUGGAGGUCAACACGAUGGACCAGCAGGGUCGAACUGCUCUGAUGACGGCAGCCUCAGAGGGACAUGUGACCAGCGCCCAGCUGCUGCUGGAUCAUGGAGCGUCUCUUGAGCAGACGGACAGGGAGGGGUUAACGGCGCUGAGCUGGGCGUGUCUCAAAGGCCAGCUCCCAUUGGUCAAAGAGCUGGUGGAGAGAGGAGCAGCCACGACUCACGCUGACCGCAGCGGACGCACACCUCUGGAUCUGGCUGCGUUCCGCGGUGACCCUGAAGUGGUGCAGCACCUGGUGGAUCACGGUGCGUCGGUGGAGCACGUGGACUGCAGCGGGAUGCGUCCUCUGGACCGGGCGGUCGGCUGCAGAAACACCUCAGCAGUCAUCGCUCUGCUCAAAAAGGGAGCCAAGAUUGGACCAGCGACGUGGGCCAUGGCGACCUCUAAACCCGACAUCCUAAUGGUUCUGCUCAGUAAACUGAUCCAAGAGGGAGACAGACUGUACAGGCAAGGUAAAGUGAGGGAAGGAGCUCACUCCUACCAGUCGGCUCUCCAGAAGUUUCCGGGCGACGAGCUGAAGACGUUCAGACAGCUGAGAGUGUGUGUGCUGCUCAACCUCUCCCGCUGCCACCGCAAGAUGAACGAUUUUGGCCUCGCUGAGGAGUUUGCAACCAAGGCGCUGGAGCUGAAAGCAAAAUCCUACGAAGCCUUUUACGCCCGAGCCCGCGCCAAACGUGGACGCAGACAGUUCCAUGCCGCCCUGGAGGACCUGAUUGAGGCGAGCAACCUGUGCCCAACCAACCGGGAGAUCCAGCGGCUGUUGUCCCGGGUCAAAGAGGAGUGUCGGCAGGCUGCACAACAACAAGACUCUCCCCCUCCUUCGUCGCAUCGUGUUCAUCAACAAAACGUGGCCGUUAAUGAGGCCUGGAGCAGAGACUCAGGUUGUCUGCAGGUGCAGGACAGGGAGGGGCUUACUGAGGAAGAAGAGGAAGAGGAGCAAAGGGAGGAGGGGAGUCACAGGGAAGGAGAUGCUCCUCCUCCUCACUCCUCCUUCCACCCUCCACCUGUGGUUCAAAGUCUUGACACCCACGGCCGCCCUGGCGUGCCAUCAUCCUCCUCUCUUUCCCCCACUCACCUGUAUCGUCACCUCCCCAGCCCCACCCACUCCCCGUCUUCUCCAUGUCACUCUGUGCCUCCUCCUCUAUCCUCCUCUUAUCCCCAUUUCAGCCCUCCUCCCUCUCCGAUGCAGCAUCAGCGACCCAGUCCAAUGUCAGAAAGUAUGCCUGCGUUGUCAGGGAAUGGAGGUCACCACCACCACCACCAGAGCCAGAGAGGGCAGCAGCUCCACCACCUGUCCAAUCAGAGAUCCUUCCAGAAGCAGAACACAGUUCAAGGCCAGUGGCUCCAACCAGCCAAAGUCCAGGUCGUCAGAACCAGUCAGCCCAGUUCCUCGGCCCACUCCAGCAUGAUUUCUGCUUACUCCCAGUUUGGCCAAUUGCCACAAGAACUGGCUGAGCUGGGGGAGGGCAUCUGCCCGAACCCCCUCGACAUCAGGCCCAGCCUGCAGGCCCAGGCUGGUCUGAGCUCUGCAGCUUCAUAUCCACUGAAUGAUGAAGACGUUGACUUGGUUUGCCAGGUAAGACCUGCACCAGCCUACGGGAGAGAAGGAGGAGGGGAGAGGGCGGGUGUAAAUAUAUUUGGCCAGUCCCGUCACUUCACUCGCAACCAAUCCAAAGCAGCCUACUACCCCAUGGAAGUUACCGAGUCGACAGUGGAACCUCCUGAUAGCCUUCCACCGUUGCACGAUUUCCAAUACCAGUAUCAGGGGGGACUACGACGCCCGCUCAGUGCCCACCCAACCUCCGCCCCGGCUCCUCCCCCCAGGCCUCUUGCCCACUCCCAGAGUAUCAGUGUCCGUUUCUCCACCAGCAGCGGCAGCCUUGCAGGUGGGCAGCCCGGUAAUCACAGCCAAGGCUUUAGGACCUCGGCCUCCGUCCAACACAUGGAUUCACCUUCAGAUCUGACCUCGGUUGGAGGGGUCACUGGUUACCAUGACGAUCUCUUUCUGAUCUCCUCUCACCAAUCAGAAAUAUGCAUGGUCGGAGGCGGGACUUAUCCUGGAGAGGCCGGCCGAUCAUCUAGGAACACUCCUUUUAUGGGCAUAAUCGACAGGACGGCGAGGGUUCAGCCGCAGUACCAACAACAAGCUCCAUCCAGUUCAGCGUCCUGUCUCAGCCCGUCUCGCUCCUGGGCCGUCUCAUCAGUGGACACGGUUGUAACCUCACCCAGCAAAGCCCCCACCACUCAAGGAGGCUACGGUCAACCCCAGCCAUCCUCCAUCGCCUACCACAACCGCAGCAACAACAACGCCCACAAUGACAACCAGCGCGACUACUAUCCUCAGGGCGAAGGCUCGGUGCACAUCGCCAGUCAGAAUCCCUCCUACCUGGAUGUGAAGCUGGCCCGAACGCUGCCGGUGAUUCAUAGCUGCUCAGACAGACCCAGUGACAGACAGACGGGCCCUACCUCUCCUGUCAAACCAAAAAGACCUUUUGUAGAGUCCAAUGUAUAGAGAGAGGUGUAAAUGUCAAAUCAGAAAUAUGAGAGGAGGGUUAAAAAAGAGCGGUUAAAAAGAAACUAGUGCACUCAUGUAUUCCAGUAAUGACUGAGACUGUGGAAUAAUUAGAGCCGGACAAUGCUUGAAAUGGACAUGUAUGACGUUAAGAGGGGCACGGCACAAUAAAUGUUCGAAUAGGGGUAACAGCACACUCCCUGAAGGUCUUUAAAGUGUAUGGUUUUGUGCACUUGUACACAUGAAAAGUUGAUGUUGAGAGAAGAACAAAUCCUGCCUAUGUUUUUACUUCCACGCACCUUGUCAGAGGCUACGUUGAAGUUUGUGUGCUCUUCGGAAUUUUUCGGAAUGUGAAGCACUUCCUUCGAAACAUAGUGACUCGUUUAUUGUUCAGAAAAGGUAGGGAAGAGCGGAAGUUAUACAUUUGAUAUGGAACAUAUUUCCUGUUUACAGGUGAGGUCUGUCUGUUAACCAACCAGAGACAAAGAAAAAAAGCAAGGACAAAGAAAAUGGAGCAAAAAAAAACAAAACUGAAGCCGAAUGCUGCCAAAGUGCCAAAACCUGCACUUCCUCUGUCUGGCUCCAAGAGCGAGUCCCCAUAGACACCCAUGUUAAAAUGUAGGAAUACACCUUUACAGCCUGGUACAGAAAACAGUUUUGGUCUCAAUUGCUAAUUUGAACGUUCAUAACAACUGUACAGAGGUGAAGUUUUAUACAACUCACCUGUUUACAUUUUAUUAAGGUUUAAAGUCACUCAAAAUUAAGGGCGUGGCCACUUUGAGUGCCAGGCAGUCUGCCAGGCGUCACCACAGCCAAUGAUACCUAUUUUCCACCAAAUUAGCUCUGGUUCCUGAACUGGUUGUGUCUGGGAUUCUCAGAACCUUGGUGCAAUCUUCCAAACCAGCCCGCAAUUCCACCACCUUUGUAUGGAACCAUUGUAAUCAAGGAUGUGUCAUCAACAAAGGGUGUUGCACAAUAUAAAAUGGAAGUUAACAGUAGUAGCAAGAUGGAUUGCAUUGAUUAUUAAUACUAAUACUAUUAAUGAGACCACUGCACACCAAGCCUUGAGCUUCCUCUCUUUCCAACCUGUAGAAUAUGAUGCACCUACUGAUGCUGAGACUGAGGUUUUUUGGUUCCAGCUGAGAAUGACCUUUUCAGGGUUCCAAAUCUGCGAUGAACCAGUCCGCGAUGCCAGGGAUCAGCACUGUCACCUGGCACACAAUGCACCGAACCCUGAUUCUGUCCCUGCGGGCGGUGGGCCCACAGCGUGCUGCUCUGUGUCUUUGGGCAUUGCCCAAGGCCCGGCCACGAGACGCUCGCUGGCAAGACUUAUGGAGGUCUGGCUCCAUAAGGGGGCCCCAGUGUCCCCAUACCGGAUGAGCUGCUCGAAGCCUGAAUAUUCCUUGUCAUGAAGGUUGAUUCAAGGUUGGUUCUUCUUGAAUGGUUAGGGUUAGGGUAGAAUGGAGUGUGAGAUGGAUUGGCAGUUUGGUGCAGCUUCUGCAGUGAUGCAGACGCUGCGCCGGUCUGUCGUGGUGAAGAGGGAGCUGAGCCAGAAGGCGAAGCUUUGGAUUUACUGGUCCAUUUACGUCCCAACCCUCACCUAUGGUCAUGAGCUUUGUGUAGUGACUGAUAGAAUGGGAUUGCAGAUACAAGCAGCCAAAAUGAGUUUCCUCUGUAGGGUGUCUGGGCUCAGCCUUAGAGAUAGGGGGAGGAGUCAGACAUCUGGAGGGAGCUCGGAGUAGAGCUGCUGCUCCUUUGCAUCUAAAGGGGUCAGUUGAGGUGGUCUGGGCAUCUCCCCUGUUAGAAGUGUUCCAGGCACAUCCCACUGGUAGGAGGCCCCGGGGCAGACCCAGAUCAUACUGGAGGGAUUACAUAUCUCAUCUGGCCUGGGAACGCCUUGGGAUCCUCCAGGAGGAGCUGGAAAGCAUU
Epinephelus lanceolatus (giant grouper) is the source of this 8552-nucleotide messenger RNA. The record is from RefSeq and is a predicted model, not a curated record. NCBI's taxonomy places the organism in Eukaryota, Metazoa, Chordata, Actinopteri, Perciformes, Serranidae.